Gopherus flavomarginatus (Mexican gopher tortoise) is the source of this 2377-nucleotide messenger RNA. It is a transcript of the gene COQ4, whose product is annotated as coenzyme Q4. NCBI's taxonomy places the organism in Eukaryota, Metazoa, Chordata, Testudines, Testudinidae. Bases 103 to 981 code for a protein of 292 amino acids. Gene Ontology annotation, cellular component: mitochondrial inner membrane; mitochondrion. The record is from RefSeq and is a predicted model, not a curated record. Gene Ontology annotation, biological process: ubiquinone biosynthetic process. The transcript has 7 exons.
CGGGGCUGGUGGGUCCGAGACGGCAGGCGUGGGGCUGCAGGCGAGAGUCCGUGUCGGCGGGACUGAGAAGCGUGUCAGGCUUCGUUUCAUUUCUCAUGGGAAAUGAGACGUGAUGCGCCCCCUGCUAUCCCUGCCCUGGGCCCUCUCCCAGCUCUGCCAGUGCACCUCAAACCUGGUUUUGCAGCACCCCUUACCAUUAAAGGCCUUCCUGCACCCCACCUAUGUAGGGGAGAUCAGCUACCCCACACUGACCUGACAGUGACUGCAGAGGAGCAUGUGGAUGAAGAGAGGUAUUACCAGCUGUACCCAGGGCACAUCCCCACCAGCCCUCUGCAGAAAGCACUGCUGUCUGCUGGCUCAGCAUUUAUGGCUCUCUACAACCCUUACCGGCAUGAUAUGGUGGCAGUCCUUGGUGAGACAACUGGUUCUUCAGCCCUGCGGAGCCUAAGGGACAAAAUGAAGCAUGACCCUGAAGGUUAUCAGAUCCUGCAAGAGCGGCCUCGGAUCCGGCUCUCCACCCUGGAUGUGACUGGACUCCGGGGGCUGCCGGAUGGAACGUUUGGCCGAGAAUAUGUCCGUUUUUUGGACAGCAAUAGGGUUUCUCCGGACACCAGAAUGCCGGUCAAGUUUGUCGAUGAUGAGGAGCUGGCCUAUGUGAUCCAGCGGUACCGAGAGGUCCAUGACCUGAUGCACACUCUCCUCGGCAUGCCCACCAACAUGCUUGGGGAGGUUGUGGUGAAGUGGUUCGAAGCUGUUCAGACUGGCCUGCCCAUGUGCAUUCUGGGAGCGGUGUUUGGCCCAGUUCGUCUCAGCGCCCGGAAGCUGCAGAUCCUGACCACAGAGCUUGUUCCCUGGGCUGUUCAGAGCGGCCGCAAUGCCAGCUGUGUCCUGAAUUUCUACUACGAGAACCGCUGGGAGCAGACGGUGGAGUCUCUGAGGGAGGAGAUUGGAAUCUUACAUCCCCCUGCUAUUUGUGUGUAAAAGUCUGGGGAGUGGGUGGGCAUACUAGGCUUCACACUGGCAGGAUGGAGCCUCGCUGGGCACCAUGCAUGAGGAGCAAUGAAUAAACCCUUUGCAGGUUCGAGUCUCCUGGGAAUUCUCCUACAGCAGUUGAGGACAUCAGUCUGCCCAAAUGAGAUGCUGGGUUGCCAGCUUGCCAAGAAUGCAAGGGCUGCACCCAGGGCUGGAUUCAUUGCUGUUGUAAGCAGCUGGAGCUCUGCUGACGUCAGUGAAGUUGCACUUUCGCAUCCUAAGGUGAAUUUGAACCCAGUGGCUGUCUUAGUCCUCAGCAUAGAGAUAUGACCCAUGGAGAGAAGUCCCACCAUGCAGUGUACCAGCUAGAUCCUAGCAGAGGCUGGGACAUGGAGUCUCCAUGUGCUGCAUGUCUUCACAGGGCCCCAUGGUCUGCAUUCAGUUAUCCCUGUAAUACUGGAGUGGGGAAGAUGGGAAGCAGAGCUGGGUUAAAGUAGCACUGAAACGAUCUAGUAACUUUUGGCUUCUGGUUGCUAUAACGUUCCCUAGGUGAAUACCCACCCGCUGGGGAGCUGAGACACUUAAUUCCCUAGGGGACCAUUCUACCCCAGUUAAAGCCAGUUGACACAAUGACAGCUGAUCAGCACUAGUGCUCUGCCCCCAGCUGUACUGACUGGCACUAGGAAUGUAUUUUGUGUUUCUAGUACAGCUCAGUCGAUCCAUCUCAGACCCGCUUUGGCAGCUGGGAAGCAGUUAGGCUCUCGGUCAGUCACGGUGAAACCACACCCCACUGAUUUGGGAGGGCAUGUGUGUCACAAUGUGUCAAUUGCUGCAUGCCAUUUAAAAUAAACAAAAUCCACCACGGCAUCCCCCUCGCUGCCUGCCUCAGCAGCCAGGCCAAGGAUUGAAUGGGCCACGGGGCCUGAGCUCCCCUCUCGUCCCCAACUGGGUCCCUUCCAGUUUACAAUAGAGGCACAGUGACCGGCUUGCCAGGGGGAAGCACUUACUGACCCUGUCCAGGCUCUGCCUGCUCCGAGAAGAGAAGAGUUCAGUCCCCACUAAUUCCACAUGAACUUGGCUUUGUUUUCAAUAGCUCUCUGUGGGCUCGAGCACGCGAGACUAUUAUCUGCAGAACAGAGGGAGGGAGAAGAGAAUGAGGUGCCGAAUCCCACAGGGAGUGGAAUGCUGAGAUCGCCCACACUGUUUGUGCUGGGUCAGUGUUUAUAGAAGCAAUUUCUGUGCAGUGUAACUAAGUUGGGUUCCACACUUAUAAGGCAAAUAACAAAGCCCAGAUUGAAUAGUUCUCGGUGCUGGGCUGGGACGCACCAAAGCAGGAUGUAUUUUAAUGUGGUGUUUUGAGGCUGAUGUUCCUUUUUCAUAAAUAAAAUCCCUGGUGACACUUGCA